Messenger RNA from Conger conger (European conger), 1706 nucleotides. RefSeq names its product homogentisate 1,2-dioxygenase (gene hgd). Gene Ontology annotation, biological process: L-phenylalanine catabolic process. Gene Ontology annotation, cellular component: cytoplasm. Lineage: Eukaryota; Metazoa; Chordata; Actinopteri; Anguilliformes; Congridae. Gene Ontology annotation, molecular function: homogentisate 1,2-dioxygenase activity. Bases 161 to 1492 code for a protein of 443 amino acids. The transcript has 15 exons. The record is from RefSeq and is a predicted model, not a curated record.
CCCCCUGAAACGGCCUCACUCGGACACAGGACACAAGGAGCGCUAGGGUUAAGACCGCACAUUUCACCACCUGCUACAUCGAGCUAAAAUUUCCUAUUUGUAGCGUUAAACAGUUCAAAGGGUCGUUUUGACGUUAAACAGUUCUGAGAGUUUGUGUAAAAUGGCUGGACUAAAGUACCUGACUGGCUUUGGUAAUGAGUUUGCCUCAGAAGAUCCACGCUGUCCAGGUGCUCUGCCUGAAGGGCAGAAUAACCCUCAGGUGUGUCCCUAUGGGCUGUAUGCCGAGCAGCUGUCUGGCUCCGCCUUCACCUGUCCACGACCGGCCAAUAAGAGAAGUUGGUUGUACCGUAUCCUGCCAUCUGUGUGCCACAAACCAUUCACUUCAAUGGAUCAUGGGAACCUCACUGACAACUGGGAUGAAGUGGAGCCUGACCCAAACCAGCUCCGCUGGCAUCCGUUCAUCAUUCCAAAAGCCUCAGACAAGAAGGUGGAUUUUGCCAUGGGCCUGCACACUGUAUGUGGAGCAGGGGAUGCCAAAGCUCGCAAUGGGAUUGCCAUCCACAUCUACACCUGCAACACCUCCAUGAUUGAUAGGUGUUUCCGAAACUCGGAUGGAGAUUUCCUCAUCGUUCCACAGCAGGGUGAAAUCCUGGUCACCACAGAGUUUGGGAAGAUGAUGGUGGAGCCGAAAGAAAUUUGUGUCAUUCAGCAAGGGAUGCAUUUCAGUGUGGAUGUCUACGGGGAAACCAGAGGCUACAUCCUGGAGGUGUAUGGUGCCCACUUUGAGCUGCCAGACCUUGGUCCGAUUGGUGCCAAUGGUCUGGCCAAUCCCCGGGACUUCCUGGCUCCAGUGGCCUGGUACGAGGACCGCACAGUGUCCACUGGCUAUACCGUCAUCAACAAGUACCAGGGAAAGCUGUUCUCUGCCCAACAGGAACACUCCCCCUUCAAUGUGGUGGCCUGGCAUGGCAACUACACACCCUAUAAGUACGACCUGGACAAUUUCAUGGUGAUCAACAGUGUUGCUUUCGACCACGCCGACCCCUCAAUCUUCACCUUGCUGACGGCCAAAUCCACGCGCCCUGGUGUCGCCAUUGCGGACUUUGUUAUCUUUCCUCCACGGUGGGGAGUGGCUGACCGCACCUUCAGACCCCCAUAUUACCACAGGAACUGCAUGAGCGAAUUCAUGGGCCUGAUCAAAGGGCAUUAUGAGGCCAAGGAGGAAGGCUUCCAGCCAGGAGGGGGCAGUCUCCACAGCAUAAUGACCCCACAUGGGCCAGACGCAGAGUGCUUUGAGAAGAACAGCAGUGCCAUCCUGAAACCAGAGAGGGUUGCUGAGGGAACCAUGGCCUUCAUGUUUGAGUCGUCCUUCAGCAUGGCUGUCACCAAGUGGGGCCUGGAUACCUGCCAGUGCCUGGACAAGAGCUACUACAAAUGCUGGGAGCAGCUGAAGAGCCACUUCAACCCCAACUGGAGACCCUGCAACAUGUAAACCUGCUAAGAAACAGAACUGCUGAGGGGAAGAUCAACCGAGUUACAAGAGUCAUUCAGUUGAUCAAUCUACAACUCACCAACCAACCAAUCAGCCAACCAACCAUCCAAUCAACCAAUUAGAAUGUAAACAAAGUGGAUUGGCAUGUUGCAUUAAAAGGUUCCAGUGCUGUUGUACUGUGUAUGAAUAAAGGAAUGCCUCUUGUCCAAUCAAA